UAUCAUCUGUAAAUGGUUUAUAAGUACAUUCAGUAAACGGUAAUGCAGGUUUAAGCUUUGAAUAACACAUGAAUUCAUGUUAUCUAAAAGGGGAUGAUCAACAGGACCCACAAUGGAAAUGUUCUUGUCUUAAAUGGGUGACCAAAGGAAAAACACCCCAAAAAUAGUUUCCAUCUCUGAUUCUAUCAUAGUUAAUAUAAUCCACGAACCCUGACUCAGCUUCCCAUUUACAGUAAACACACACACACACACGCACACGCACACACACGCACGCACACACACACACACACACACACACACUAUUUGACAGGAUGUCAUCUUGUUUGAUUUCUACACCUAAGUGACAGCUGUUUUCUCGCAUGGAUAAUGCCACAUCUUCCAUUUUAAACAGACGUUUCAUUGCGAGUUAAUCCACUGCAACCAAACGGGGCCCUAUGUGUAAUGGAUUGAGAGUAACAAAUGGGUGUAACAGAGUGGGAGAGCGGGAGGACUGGGCCACCGGAGCAGACCCGGCCUUAUGGCCAUGCUAUAUAAGACCCCCACAGCCAGUCAGAUCACCAAGAUACAUCCACAAGGAACCAGGACUGAAGCAGAGGAUCUCACUCUCUCUCAGACACACAUUUCAUCUCAUCUACCCGCACGUUAACAGGAGCAGGUCACAAUGUUUGGCAUCCACUCCCUCGCUGGUGUUCUCCUCCUGGUCAUCGUACAGAGCAGUUGGCAAGUCCCUCUACAAGAGGCUGAGGACAACUCAAGCUUAGAGACAGCAGACCCACUAUUGGAGGAUUUGGUGGGCGUGCCUAACGUGAAGAGACAUUCCGAGGGAACCUUCUCUAACGACUACAGUAAAUACCAGGAAGAAAGGAUGGCUCAGGACUUUGUUCAAUGGCUUAUGAACUCCAAGAGGAGUGGUGCUCCAUCCAAACGCCAUGCCGAUGGGACCUACACCAGCGACGUGAGCACCUACCUACAGGACCAGGCGGCCAAGGACUUUGUUUCCUGGCUCAAAUCAGGACGGGCCAGACGAGAAUCUGCAGAGGAGAGCAGGAAUGGUCCAAUGAGCAGAAGACAUGUAGAUGGGAGCUUCACCAGUGACGUGAACAAGGUCCUAGACAGCUUGGCUGCCAAAGAGUAUUUACUCUGGGUCAUGACCUCCAAAACCUCAGGGAAAAGUAACAAACGUCAAGAAGAUCAUUGAAAGAAGACAAACGCUUCCUUGUUCAAGAGAAACUUGGAUACUGUGCUACAAAUGAUGAGCCUUGACAAAAACUAAAAGCCAUACUAAAAAGCCAUACUGCUUAGCAUUGUUGUGAUGUUGAUACAAUGUUGGAAGUACUUAGAUUGUUUACUCUACAUUAUGUGAUGAAAAAACAGAUAAUGUAUUCUUCCUUAACUUUGUGGUGCACAAUGCAUCAGGUCAGUUGUCAAAUUAUACAAAUAUUUUUCCAUAAAUUAACAUUAUUUUCUAUAUUUGUAAUGUUGAAAGAAAGGGAACAUGGUAAAAACUCAGAUAUAAUGUGCAAAACUAUCUGGUAACAUUUGUGUGAAUUUGUUUUUUUAUCCCAUAUGUAUCAAAACCUGCUCUGCAAAAUUAAACUCUUUCAUUGUG
This is a messenger RNA of Oncorhynchus tshawytscha (Chinook salmon), 1609 nucleotides long. RefSeq names its product glucagon-1. Gene Ontology annotation, biological process: response to starvation. The record is from RefSeq and is a predicted model, not a curated record. Bases 662 to 1198 code for a protein of 178 amino acids. Lineage: Eukaryota; Metazoa; Chordata; Actinopteri; Salmoniformes; Salmonidae. The transcript has 6 exons. Gene Ontology annotation, cellular component: extracellular region. Gene Ontology annotation, molecular function: hormone activity; glucagon receptor binding.